Messenger RNA from Mangifera indica (mango), 1242 nucleotides. Its product is annotated as receptor-like protein Cf-9. NCBI's taxonomy places the organism in Eukaryota, Viridiplantae, Streptophyta, Magnoliopsida, Sapindales, Anacardiaceae. The record is from RefSeq and is a predicted model, not a curated record. The transcript has a single exon. Gene Ontology annotation, molecular function: protein binding. The coding region runs from base 1 to 1242 and encodes 413 amino acids.
AUGUCUUGGAAAGAGGAUAAUGAUUGCUGCUCUUGGGAUGGAGUCACAUGUGAUAAGGUAACGGGUCAUGUGAUUGAUCUCGACCUUAGUUGUAGCUGGCUUUAUGGAAACAUCCCUUCUAAUAGUAGUGUCUUUUUCCUUCCUCAAUUGCAAAAACUCAAUCUAGCUUUCAAUAAUUUCGAUUACUCUCAAAUUUCCUCUAAUUUUGGUCAAUUGAUCAGCUUGACACAUCUUAAUCUCUCUGCCUCAAACUUUAAUGGUUCUAUUCCAUCUGAAAUCUCACAUUUGUCUAAUUUGGUUUCAUUGGACAUCUCGAGUGUAUUUGAUGUCUACCCAAUUAUUUAUCAUUACUACUAUGAGAAUCCUCCAGUUAGUAUUGAAAGACUUGUUUUCGAAAGGCUAGUUCAAAAUCUGACCCUGUUGAAAACCCUUGCUCUUAACCAUGUAGACAUGUCUACCAUCAUACCUAAUUCAUUGAUGAAUCUAUCUUCAUCUUUGACUUCUCUAAGUAUUUGUUAUUCUAUAUUGCAAGGGAACUUUCCAACUCAAAUCUUUCGCCUACCAAAUCUGCAAAUUCUUAGAUUAAGAGGUAACUUCAACUUGACAGGUAGUUUUCCCAAAGUUAAUUGGAGUAGUCCACUCAAGUCUCUGGAUGUCACUGACAUUAGCUUUUCGAAACAAUUCCCUAAUUCAAUAGGUAACCUCUUGUCCUUGAGGGAAUUGUAUCUCGAGAAUUGCACUAUGAUGGGAUCAAUUCCCACAUCAUUUGGAAACCUUACACAACUUACUUAUUUGAGUCUCGGGUAUAACAAAUUCAGUGGUGAAAUGUCAUCAUUUCUUUCAAAUUUUGUCCAGCUCCGUUUUUUAGAUAUGUCAUUCAAUAGUUUUAGUGGUCAAAUUCCAUUUUUUUUUUCCAACUUAACACAACUUUCUCAUUUGGACUUGUCAAGUAACCAGCUCAUUGGCCCAAUUCCUUCUCAUGUCAAUGUCCUUCAAAAUUUAGUUGUCAUUAGUUUAAAUAACAACAGUCUUAAUGGCACUAUACCAUCUUGGCUAUUCACUCUACCAUUAUUGGAAAGUGUGGACCUUAGUGAAAACCAAUUAACGGGUCAUAUUGAUCAAUUUCGAAGUAAAUCUUUGAACUACCUUUAUUUGGAUGGUAAUGCACUAACUGGCUCUAUUUCAACUUCAAUAUUUGAACAAGUGAAUUUGACCUUUCUCGCACUUUCUCAAACAAUUUGA